AUGGACAACCGAGGCAUCUUACGCCUUUGCACAUUCCUGGAGGAACAAGAGAUAAAGGUUUACGAGAUGAAUUUCAGCGACAAUGCCAUUGAUGACGAUGGCCUCUAUCGGCUCGCCCAGUACAUCACUUCUGAAAUGGCUCCGGUUCACGCGCUGUACAUGUCUGCAAAUCAGAUUAGCAUGCAGGGUGUGGUUAGACUGCUGACGAUGCUAUCGCUUCACCCCAUGUAUCCUGUGGAGUUUGACCGGGGUGGGAAAGCGGCUUUCCUACCGCUAUGGCUUCAGCUCGAUAAUAACAUGAUUGAGAACGAUCAUCUGCAAGACUUCCUGGACCACCAGCUGUCGAUGCUGGGUUGUGCGGUUGUUUUGCACCUCUGCUUGCGCUCGAAGGAUGAGCCUCCAUUGGACGAGAGCAUGCUUCAGGCCGGCAUGGCACCAGCAGGGCUCAGCACAUCCAAGAUCUUCGAGGAACAUAGGAGGCUGACAUCUCGGAUGAACUGGCUGCAGAAGGAACCAUCGAGUGCGGGCGUCGUUGCAGAAAGGGUCCAGCGAGACGAGCCUAGAUUCCUCUACGAAGAUGCGCAUUUCCUGGUCAUGCUGAAGCCUGCUGGGUGGCACUGCGGCAAUGAACUCCAUGCCGCAGGCACAGGGAGGAACCUUGCAAUGCAAGUGCCGAAAAUGACCAGCGACAAGCGGAAGGACUUGGGCAAGCAGCUCCUGAAGUAUGGGGAGGCGCAAGCCUUACACGACUACAUCAUUUUGCGUUUCGGGGCGGAUGAAGCCAUGAAAAAAGUCAUGAACGCUGACAAGCUGUACGGAAUGGUCCACAGGUUGGACGUUGGAACAUCUGGGCCGCUGCUGAUAGCCAAGGGUCUCGAGGGCUUUUUCUGGGCUAAGCAGAAGAUUGCAGCUCAAGAGCUGCAGCGAGACUAUGUUGCUUUAGUCCAUGGGACUUUCGGUCGGGAUGCCAGGGGCGAGUACGGGCCGACUGGGAUCAUCCAGGCUCCAGUCGACAAGUCUCGCUACGAAAUUACCCGGAGAUGCGAAAUUCAUGCGAAUGGUCAGCCCGCGUCGACGCUUUACGAGCGCAUAGCGGAGUACGAGAGCCCAAACAGGAAGGCACGUUACACGCUGCUACACUGCCGACUGCUCACGGGCCGCACUCAUCAAAUUCGAGUGCACCUCGAGCACAUCGGCAUGCCACUGGUGGGAGAUCGGUCGUAUCAGCGCCAUCGAAAAACCUUCGACACUGCGCUCACCCUGGACCGAACAUUCCUCCACAAG
Messenger RNA from Symbiodinium pilosum, 1284 nucleotides. Lineage: Eukaryota; Dinophyceae; Suessiales; Symbiodiniaceae. The record is from the annotation of a GenBank genome assembly.